Messenger RNA from Ylistrum balloti, 6206 nucleotides. Its product is annotated as ras-related protein Rab-14. Gene Ontology annotation, molecular function: GTPase activity; GTP binding. The transcript is spliced from 8 exons. Gene Ontology annotation, cellular component: Golgi apparatus; trans-Golgi network; phagocytic vesicle. NCBI's taxonomy places the organism in Eukaryota, Metazoa, Mollusca, Bivalvia, Pectinida, Pectinidae. The record is from RefSeq and is a predicted model, not a curated record. The coding region runs from base 2 to 646 and encodes 214 amino acids. Gene Ontology annotation, biological process: Golgi to endosome transport; endocytic recycling; defense response to bacterium.
GAUGGCGGCGGGCCCUUACAACUACUCCUAUAUAUUUAAAUAUAUCAUUAUAGGAGACAUGGGUGUAGGAAAGUCAUGUCUCUUACACCAGUUUACAGAAAAAAAGUUUAUGGCAGAUUGUCCACACACGAUAGGUGUCGAGUUUGGUACUAGAAUUAUAGAGGUAUCAGGUCAAAAGAUAAAGCUUCAGAUUUGGGAUACAGCCGGCCAGGAAAGGUUCCGAGCAGUAACCAGGAGUUACUACAGAGGGGCUGCUGGAGCCCUUAUGGUCUAUGAUAUUACAAGGAGGAGUACAUAUAAUCAUCUUAGCAGCUGGUUAACAGACGCAAGGAACCUUACAAACCCUAAUACAGUAAUAUUUUUGAUUGGAAACAAAUCUGAUUUAGAAGCACAGAGAGAUGUAACAUAUGAAGAAGCAAAACAAUUUGCAGAUGAAAAUGGUUUGAUGUUUUUGGAGUGCAGUGCCAAAACUGGUGAUAAUGUAGAAGAUGCUUUCUUAGAUACAGCAAAGAAAAUCUACCAAAAUAUACAAGAUGGAAGUUUGGACCUCAAUGCAGCGGAGUCUGGGGUACAGCACAAACCUGCAACGCCAAGGAAUGCGAUAAAUAAUGACCAAGCACCCAACAAAGAGGGCUGCGCUUGUUAAUAGCAUGGACGCUGUGUGACGUAUGAUGAGAGCUGUACACACUGUACAAAUCUAUAAUUACAAACUAUCCAUUCCAUGGACACAUGCAUGAAGGAGAGUGAAAAAGAAGGGAGAAAACUCUUUCACACACACGAGUAUUUUUGGGUCAUUUUCCAAACCUCAAAAACUCAUUGUUGUUCACUUGUAAAUUGCAGUUAAAACCAAGCACCUUAAAAAUAGAAGAAAACAAAAAAAUAAUUUUAUGAUUUGUUUAGAACUUUAUGAUCAAAUCUUGCAUGAAAAUUUUUGUCACUUCGAAGAUUCUGUUAUAAAAGUUGCUGUAAUAGUUUGUCAAAUUUUGUCCAACUGAAGUAGAUGAAAGAUUGUCUUUGCUUAAUAUAUAAUAUUGGUUGGUAUCUUUGAUUUUCUUACUCUUUUUGUAGAAAAGAAUUUUUACUUAUUGAUGAAAAAAAAUUUAUGGCCCCAAUGAACAACGAGGAUUGAGUUGCCUGAAGAGGCAUAUGGAUGUGAAACAGGAUGCUGCGUUUAUUAGUCAGCAUGACUUGUGUAUUUGGCAAUGGUGGACAUGCGAGUGACGAGACUGAAUGAUGAGUUUUGUGAUGUGUGAGAGAAGCCAUAUUAUAUGUGAUAUUUUGUCCACAUGAUACAUGUAUAUCCUAUGAGAUAAAACAUUCUUCAAUUUUUUUCUGUACAAGUUGAGAAUCUACACGCAUCAUAUUUGUAUGUGCAAUCGUUGAAUGACAUUUAAAAAAAAAUGUAUGUUUCCAACUCACAGCUGCUGUACAGAUAUUGUUUAGUAGUUAUAUGGUAUAACACACACUAAGCUCCUCAUACCAGCACUAAUAUUUAUCUUUCUCUUUAAUUCCUUUUGAUCUUAACUGGUGUUUUGGUUUUGUGACACAUUCUUUGAAAUUACAUAUACACAUACAAAUUCGGUAUGUACUUUGUCUUUGACUUUUGGCAACAGAUUUUAGAUUUAAACGUUAUCUAGUUAUAAAAGGAUUGAUAUUCCAUGUUCAUUGAAGUGCAUUGAAAGUACAAGUUAUCAUGUCUCCACCUUGUCAGGCUAGUUGAAGUGAUAUCAAUGUCAAUAUACACUUAAUUGAUUGUAGUUUAUGAUGUUGUAACCUCACAUUUUCUCUUUCAAGUGCUAGAAUGUACUGUUAUCUAUAUCAUUUGGUCACUUCCAACCACGGUAAGACAAAUUCAUUCAUUUUAAAUGAUAGUCCACUUUCAUGUUGAUCACAUGGUGACAGUUGACCACCAUCUCUCAUUUCAUUAGCGAUAUAAUAGGUAUCCUUUUAGUUAUGUCAAGCAGAUAGAUUUAAUUAAACAGUAUAUAUGAUGUAUUUACAUAAGUUCUGUAUCACAGGGAGACUGUAAAUUGAAAACUUGUAUGAUUUACAGACUGUUUUAGUGUAUAGAAUGUCCAACAGUUAUAGGAAUAUGUCUGACGUUCUGCGUUAUCUGACAUGUAUGAUGUCUUACAUAGGUUGUAAUUUGGAACUGGCUAAUUUAUGAUACAUAUCAUAUAUGUAGUAUUAGAAGCAAUAUGAAGAAGAAAGAUAAAUCUUGUGUGAACAUUAGACAGGUUAUUACACAGCCAGGUUUUAGUUAUCUCUUGUCAGAUAUACCAUGAAGGAUAUCAGUUUUAAAUAAGAAAACAUAACAAAGGUGUUACACUUCACUAGUCUUAAGGUAAUACUUUUACAGCUAACUUCUUGUCACUGAUGGUACUAAGCAAUUAACAUGUUUACAGCACUGAACACUAUUACUUGGCAUGUCAUUCUUCAUAUGAUAAUGCUGUACAGCAGUUACCUUGUAAUUUACAGCAUUUUUACUAUUUCAAUAUUGGUUACAAUGUGAUGGGUGGGAGGCAGGAUUUCGAAGGCAACAAUUUUUUUAAGUUGAAAUUGAUAGUUUACUAUCUUGAAGACUCUACCACAUAUAAUUGUAUAUUUUGGAUCAAUAUAAAGUGCCUCCCACCCCUUACCAAUAUCUAUUGUGAAAUAACUUUACGGUAUUGUAUAUUCACGCAUAUAUUUAAUCACUCAUGAACACUUCAUCUGUAUCAACCUCAGAAGCUUUUCGUUGUAUAACAGAAAUAUCAGUCGGAACAGCAACUGUUUUCUUAUUGGUUUUUGAGCUAUCUGCCUAAAAAUUUUCAUGGUUGAAACUGACAUUCUUUUUAACUGGUAACAAUUGAAAUAUUGACAGCAAACAAGGUAUUUCAUGGAGGUUAUUUGUACAGCAGAAACGCUUACAUAUUCGAAUUGUACUGUGUGUAUAUACAUGUGGAAUGUGUGUGAUGCUUUGUUAUUGUGAUCUAGCUUCAUUGUAAAUAGUCUUAAUAACAGAUAACAUGUUAAUUAGCUAAAAGUGAUUGAUCAGAUUAUUCUGUGUAUUAAUGACACCAUCAACCAACUCUUAUCACAUCUUACAUUGCAUAAUGGUGACAUGGUGGUUUUAGUUAGCUAAAUCCUGUUUUUUUCUGAAAAGAAAUAUAACAUGACAUGUGAAAAGGAACUUCAAUACUGAGAGCACAUUUUCAACUAAAAUAAAGAGUAGAAGUGUUUCUUUCUUGUGGCUCUUUCAUUUAACAUUACCUUUGUGUAGCUUGAAAUUUAUUUUAGGUUAGUGUAGAUAUUUAGGGUAUUUAUCACUCUGUGAGAGAAUGAAUGGGUUUGGUAAAAGAAGUUCUCUUUGAUAUUUAAAAUUCACUGUCCUUUCAAUUAAAUUGAAAGCAAAAAUAAAUGGUGUUUCAUUAUACAUUAAGAUUUCUUUUUUAUUGUAAAUAUAAAAAAUUUUAUUGCAUUUUUAUGGGAAAAAAUUUGUACCUAUUUAGAACAAACUAGAGCAGUUCUAGUAGAGAUAUGGACAGAAUGAACUCAAUUUGAAAAAGUUCUAUCAACUGAAAAGCUUUGAAUAAAUAAAAUUAUAAAAAUAUUGUGUUAUGUAACAAGAACCAAAGUGUAAUUUUUGCUUACACAGUCAAACAUUUCCGAAUAAUUUUAUUGUUUCAAAGAGUAGCAGCCUGUUCUUACAUUAAAUAUUUGUCAAUUAGAUCAGUACAGUCUCACUACAAUCCUGAAAAACAAAGAAAUAAGCAUGCUUCAAACACUUCCUGAAUAAAAAUAUAGUAGUAGAAAGAUUGAUGAUGUAAAAUGGAAUUUGAUGUUUACUUUGCUACAAAUUUUUAACAUACCAGAUGAUGUAAAUUGAUUAAAGUGAUACUUAUUUGAAGCUAUUCUUUAUUUGUACAGGUCUGUAGUAAUGAAAGAAAUAUUUGAAGUUACCUGUGGUAAUUAUAUAUAUAGAUAUCCUUUAAGCUUGCACGAUAAAAACUCACCAGGAAAAAAAACGCUGACUGCUCCUGGAACUUUUCACAAACCCAUGUAAAACAGGGUAGAAAUUGGAAAUUGAUUAAGCCAUCUUAUCCCACCCAUUUUGUAUGGACUUUGGAAGCUAUGUGAAAAACUUAUAUAUAUAUAUAUUGUUGUGUUACAGGAAAUGUCUUGUUUCCAUGUGCAAGUACUUGUGAAAAUUAUAUAUUACCCUCUAUAUAUAUAUAUAUCUUUGUAAUGUAUUAUUUAUAUGAUUAUACAAUUUAUGUUCCAUGCAAAUAAUAAUAAAAAGGAAAUCAACUUCUGAUGUUGAUUUCUUCAUUUUACUAUAUUUUGUAGUUUACUGCCUUUUAAUUGUCAAUUGAUCUUUUCAUGCAAAGAAAAAUUCUAGAUACUUCAAUGUUUUUUCUGAAAGCUGAACUGGCAAGAGAUCAUGGGUUUUAUAAGUCGUUAAAAUUCUGUGUAUUGUGAAUGAAAUCAGUUUCAAGAUAUAAGAGGUUUAACUCGUGUUACUAGACAAGGUCAAUAAUUUAUUGUGUAUCACUUGACAUGUCAUAACAGGUAUGUCUUACUGCCAUUUUAGAAAUAAAAACAGUAAUGCAGUGCUUGAAGUUUGUUACCAAGACAGGUUGGACAAUUUAAAUGACUGUGGCUUCAUUGAAUCACACAGUGUUUUUUUUUAAUUAAUGAGGAAAAUUUGACAUAUUCUAUCCAAUUUUACUUGAAGCAAUUCAAAAGAAGCAUAAUGUUUUUUCGGAAAGGUCAACAAAAACAUAAUUGUCAUAAUGAUAAACUGUAUUCUUGGCUUUUAUGACUGAACUUAGGUUUAUCUCCCUUUACAAAAUAAACUUUGUUAAAGGUGGACCGAGGAUCAGCUUGAAAAAUUUACUUAUUAAUUUCGUCGGUGAUGAAACUGAAACAUAGUUAGUCAUUUUGGUAUGGUUUUAUGAGUAAUAAAUCUGAUGUAUUUCUUUUGUGUGUGAUUUUAUUUCCCUGAGAGACUAAUGUUUUUUUGUCAGAUGAAUGUGUUGUGCUAAACAUCUGAAGAUCUGUUUCAUCUACACAUUUAUACUGGGAUCAGUUACCUUGAGUGGUUUUCAGAAGUAAAAGAAUACAUGUAUAGCUUAAGAGGAAUGUGGACAUUUUAAUCAACAUAUAUGUAUAUUUCAUGAUUAUUUCUUAUAAGUAUGUUUGAAUACUUUCAGAUAUUUAAGAUAUUGCUUAUUUGAACUUCUGUCUUUUUACCAGUUCAUUUGAUUAGGAAUUUAGGCAGUGUUGUCAUUGUGAUACAGACUUCAGGUCUUGGUAAAGAUUUCAAUCACCUUUAUGCAAGGAAUAAAUUCAGAAGCACAUACUAAAAAAUUUGAUGGAUUUUCUCUGGGGAAAACAUCAAGGGAAUUGUGAUUGAAUUAACUAACACUUCUCUGUAGUUCACUUUCAGCUUGUGGUUAAUGAUUCCAUAGUAACCAAGCCAGAAAACUCUAAUUUAGGGUACAAAUUUAUGUUUUCAUUGAUCUAUAACUGUGUAGAAAGGUAUGUAAAUAGUUAAUGCGGGGGAGGGGGGAACGUUAUGUGAAUGAGGUAUACAGAUCAAUAAAACAAAAAUGCAGUGAGUCAAGUCUUCAACUUUCAGUUGAGAGCUACCAGUACAUUUGUCUAGUAAGCUCCUCAAUGUUUCUUCAGAAUUAGCUAGCAGAAUGAAACCAGUAUGUACUUUUUAUGAAGUUAUGCUCAUUUUGUUUAUUGUAAGUUAUACUCCAUACAUUGCUGUAUGUUUUUUUCAUUUGAUUUAACUGUACAUUUUUAUUCAGCAUAUUCUUUAUUUAGAAAGUGAAUGUUUGGCAAACUUGAAAAGUGAAUUGUAUGUACGCUGUGAUUUAAGCGUAAAGACAUUGGACUCUUAUUAACCUCAUGUAAAUUUUUGUCAGUAAGGUAUUUGUUGAAACUAGUUUGUACAUUGAUUGGAUAAUGACAGAAAUGGCUACAAUAACUACUUUAAAAAUAAGUUUUUGAAAAACCCGUAAACUGACCUUGUGUAUACUGUACACUGAGGACCAUGGUUGUAUUGGUGUGACUCAUAGUCCACUGUACUUCAUUCUUAGGAGGUCCAUAUUUUACAUUAAUCAGUUUUAAAUCUGAAGUGCUUGUACAACAAACCAUCACUCGUUAUAAACACAUUGUGAUAUCGGUAUGUAAAUACUGUAAUAAAUGAGAGG